GCGGCCCAGCAGUAUCGUGUCGGACAGCUCUGUUGAACCCGUCCCUUCAUCCGCAGCCUCUUCACCCUCCUCUUCCUCGCUGUGCUAUGAGGCGAUGGGACGCGCCGCCAGAUUCCUCAACAACAACUACCUGGACCUGACGGAGACAUGCGAGUACGGCGCGAGAGAGCGACAGAUGAACCGAGGGAGUUUGGGCCCGUACAGCUUCAUCAACCACAGAGCUAAAGUCCCAUCAGCCCCUGCAGACACCGUCAUCCCCAGCAACGACCCGGAGACGCAGGUGUUUCCGGUCCAGUAUCUGGGCUGGCUGGAGGUGCGGGAUGCGGAUGUGAAGUCUGGGAAGAGCGGCGCGGUGCUCAGCGAUUGCAUCCAGCAGCUGCAUCAGCGCAGAGAGACGGACAGGCCGCAGACACAGACGAUGCUGCUGGUCCUGCAGGAUGUCACUCUCACCCUCAUCCACCCGGCCGACCACACCCUCCUGCACUCUCAGCCAAUCAGCUGCAUCUGUGUGUGGGGAGUGGGGCGGGGCUUCAGCAGGGAUUUUGCGUAUGUGGCCCGUGACAAGAACACGCGUGUGUUGAAAUGCCACGUGUUUCAAUGUGACAGUCCCGCGGAAAGCGUCGCCAGCAGCCUGAAGCAGAUCUGCUCGAAGAUUAUGGCUGAACGCAGGAGCGUCGGUCCCGUCGCAGGCUCCUCGUCUCAGUUCAGCUCCGAUGUUCCUCUGAGAGUAGAGUUUCCAACACCAAAGACUGACCUACAACACAGUUUCCAUGUGUUUUACCUGGGAAUGACGUCAGUACUGCGACCUAUUGGAAUGGACAUGAUAAAUGGAGCGAUAGACAGUCUGAUGUCCGCCGCAGGGAAAGAGGACUGGACCCCCGUCCUGCUCAACGUCGCUGACGCCACAAUUACUGUCAUCAAAGAAAAGGAAGAGGAGGAGCAAGUCAUAGUGGAGUGUUGCGUGCGCUUCCUGUCUUUCAUGGGCGUGGGGCGUGAUGUCCAUACGUUUGCGUUCAUCAUGGACACGGGAAACCAGCACUUCCAGUGUCACGUGUUCUGGUGCGAACCCAAUGCGGGAAGCGUGUCGGAGGCCGUGCAGUCGGCUUGUGUGUUGCGGUAUCAGAAGUGUCUGGGGAAGACCGGCUCCUUGACUCCGCCCCCUACCGAUUCAGUCACCCGCCGCGUAACGUCCAGCGUCAAGCGUGGCGUCCAAUCAAUUAUAGACACUCUGAAAAAGAAGCCCGCACCCGAGGUUCCCCACCAAUGACGGAACAGAACGGCUGUGACGGACAGCAGGGGUGUGUGUGUAUUUACUGAUGCAAACGAGAAGAGAAACACAGGCCAACAUAACAAAAAAGACAAGCGAGAUGAAUGAGAGGAUGUCGGCGCUGAAUGAAGCAUGCGUCUGCCUUACACUAACACAUUCUCACUCAAGUAUUUCGAGGGCGUCAGUGUUCAUGUCGCACUGAUCUCGUCACGCUCAGAUCAAUGUAAGUCUUCACGCGCGUGGCCUUGAUUCAAGCCACAGUGCGUUUCAUUUCAAACCACCCGCUCAUUCACACACUCGGGAAAUUGGAUCCUUUGAAAAUGUUCCUUUCCCCAAGAAAUUUAGAGUGAAUUUUUAUCAUCAUAUCUCGAUGUUCAGUGGGAAUAUUGUAAUACAUCAGAGUUUGUCUGUAACAUCUGCUCAGUCGGAUUCUGUAAUGAAGAGUGGAACGGGGAUUUUUUGAUCACACAAACACACACACUUACUCCUUUAGUUAAACACCAAGGCCUGAAAGAGUCCAUGCGCAAGUACGCAAACACAGAGAUGCAUAUGUGACCCUGGACCACAAAACCAGUCUGAAGGGUCAAUUUU
This is a messenger RNA of Sinocyclocheilus rhinocerous, 1858 nucleotides long. RefSeq names its product amyloid beta A4 precursor protein-binding family B member 2-like. NCBI's taxonomy places the organism in Eukaryota, Metazoa, Chordata, Actinopteri, Cypriniformes, Cyprinidae. Bases 95 to 1267 code for a protein of 390 amino acids. Gene Ontology annotation, cellular component: nucleus; cytoplasm. Gene Ontology annotation, molecular function: transcription factor binding; amyloid-beta binding. The transcript is spliced from 11 exons. Gene Ontology annotation, biological process: regulation of DNA-templated transcription. The record is from RefSeq and is a predicted model, not a curated record.